AUGGAUAUGCCUUCAUUCUUCUCCAAUUACAGCAAUUUCCGUAAGCUACAACGAAUUGUUGGCUACAUUCGUCGGUUUGCUGAUAAUUACCGUAAGCAGAAUCCAGCCGACCGAGAACUCAGAUCCCAUCUGGCCGUCCAUGAGCUUCGCCGUGCAACAGAAACCAUCAUCCACGUCGUACAGCAUGCACACUUUACUGACGAAAUCAAACAAGUCCUCGACAACGAAUCCUGCAAGAUGUUAGGAAAUCUUUGUCCUAUCUACACCAACGGUUUGCUCCGUGUUGGUGGCCGACUUGACCGAUCGCAACUACCAUUUGAAAGUCGCCAUCAAAUUAUGUUACCGGGUAAGGAUCUGGUGAUUCAUCGUUUCAUCCAGCAGAUGCACGUCGAACUUCUUCACGUCGGGCAGACAGGUUUGCUGAAUGCUCUUCGCCAAAGGUACUGGCUCCCGAAAGCUCCCGAUCCAUCAUCCGUUUCAUCACCAGGUCCGACGCUGAUCAAGGCGUACGUAGCCGUCUUCGUCUGCAUGGCAACUAAGGCUGAGCACCUGGAAGUCGUCUCGGAUUUGAGCACCGAUGCUUUCCUGGCAUCUCUAAGAAGAUUAAUUGCUCGCCGUGGAAUGAUUCAUGAAUUGCACUCGGACAACGCCAUCAACUUUCGAGGUGUGAAUCAUGAUUUGAACAGCCUAUACCAACAGUUCCAGAAUCAGCAGGCUGCGAAUUCUUUUGUCGCAGCCGUGAAAUCGAGUGGCACCUCAUCCCGCCAGAUGCACCGGAGUUCGGCGGCCUCUGGAAGGCGUCCGUAA
This is a messenger RNA of Sabethes cyaneus, 807 nucleotides long. RefSeq lists its product as uncharacterized. The record is from RefSeq and is a predicted model, not a curated record. Gene Ontology annotation, molecular function: nucleic acid binding. Bases 1 to 807 code for a protein of 268 amino acids. Lineage: Eukaryota; Metazoa; Arthropoda; Insecta; Diptera; Culicidae. The transcript is spliced from 2 exons.